CCGAGUGUAGCACUCAUACCCUGAAACUCAUAUGAUCUUAAUCAUGUAGAAGAGUCAAAGAAUACAUGAUAGAUAGAGUUUCUAGGGAAGCGGGAACCCAGGAAACAGAGAAAGACGCUGCUUAGAACCGUUCACUCACCGGUCACCACCUCUGCUAACAUACGCUCCUCUCCACUGCUCUCUGCUGCUGCUGCUCUCUCUCGCUUCAAGACUCCUUUUGACCGGACAACGGCCAUGCCACCACCCGGUCCGCCACCACUGUCGUCACCGUUACCACCACCCAUGGCGACCACUCCGACCACGCUUCUCUUCCUCCUCGUGGUUUUCUCCAUCACCACCCUGUUAUGCUGCGCCCAGAGGAGUCCUGAAGCACUAGCUGAGAUCCAGGCCUUGGUAUCGUUCAAGCUCAAUCUGCAUGACCCGCUUGCCGCGUUGAACGGCUGGGAUGCUUCCACACCAUCCGCUCCCUGCGACUGGCGAGGCAUUGCCUGCCAUAACGGUCGAGUUAGCGAACUCCGCUUGCCUCGUCUUCAACUCGCUGGCCAACUCACUGAGCACCUUGGUAAACUCACCGAGCUCCGCAAGCUUAGCCUUCGUUCCAACGCCUUCAACGCCAGCAUCCCUUCUUCUCUUUCUAAAUGCUCCCGUCUUCGCGCCCUCUUCUUGCAGUACAACUCAUUCUCCGGUCGUCUUCCGCCGGAGAUCUUCAACCUCACUGACCUUCAAGUUCUCAAUGUAGCUCAGAAUCUUCUCUCCGGAGGAAUCUCUGGUGAUAUCCCGCAGAAUCUCCGGUAUCUGGAUUUUUCUUCCAAUGAACUCUCUGGCGAAAUCCCGAAGAACUUCUCUGCAACAUCCAGGCUUCAACUCAUCAACCUCUCGUUCAACAGGUUCACCGGAGAGAUCCCGGCUAGCUUCGGGGGACUUCAACAGCUUCAGUACCUGUGGCUGGACUGGAAUAUGCUGGGAGGAACUCUGCCUUCCGCACUUGCAAACUGUUCUUCGCUCGUGCAUUUGAGCGUUCAAGGCAAUGCACUUCGAGGUGUAAUACCUUCGGCUAUAGGAGCUCUUCCCAGACUUCAGGUUCUCUCGCUUCAACAAAAUAACCUCUCGGGUUCGGUUCCUUCUUCUGUAUUUUGCAAUGUGUCAGCUAAUCCUCCGUCUCUGCGAAUCGUUAUGCUUGGAUUCAAUGCUUUCACGGGCCUUGUUCCACCAUCAAAGGCGACAUUUAGUGCUUUGCAGGUGUUAGAUCUUCAGAACAACCGGAUACGUGGGGGUUUCCCGCUCUGGUUGACGAAUGUGUCGACCCUAACAAUGCUGGAUAUUUCCCGUAACUCAUUUGCCGGCACAUUACCAGCGGAGUUCGGUAACCUCUUCAUGCUAAAGGAGCUGAGACUCGCAAAUAAUUCAUUUAAUGGUGCUGUUCCAAUGGAGAUCGGAAAGUGCAGUUUGUUAAGCGUUUUUGAUAUUGAAGGGAAUGGUUUUUCCGGUGAGGUUCCCGCAUUUUUGGGAGAAUUAAGGAGCUUGAAGAUAUUAUCUCUUGGGGGAAAUUUCUUUACGGGUCAGAUUCCGAAAGCAUUCGGAAGUCUUUUUGAGCUGGAAACGCUGAAUCUAGGACAAAAUAACCUGACUGGAAGCGUUCCGGAAGAGCUAAUGCAGUUGAGCAAUAUGACUACUUUGAAUCUCAGUGGAAACAGAUUUAAUGGAGAAAUUCCUUCGAGCGUUGGAGAUUUACGUAGGCUACUUGUUCUGAAUAUGAGUGGUAAUGCAUUUACAGGAAGGAUACCGUCUAGCAUUGGAAGUCUGUUGGACCUCAGGACUCUGGACUUGAGCCAGCAGAACCUCUCUGGUGAGUUGCCGCUUGAGCUUUCGGGCUUGCCGAAUCUGCAAACAAUUGCUCUGCAAGAGAAUGCAUUAUCCGGGGUUGUACCUGAAGGUCUCAGUAGUUUAUCGAGUUUACAGUUUCUGAACCUCACAUCAAAUGCCUUCUCUGGAGAGAUUCCGGCAACGUAUGGAUUCAUUCGAUCAUUGCUUGUUCUCUCCUUAUCCAACAAUCACAUUUCGGGCAAGAUUCCGGCAGAACUUGGCAACUGCUCUGAUCUUGAAGUCCUUCAACUUGGUUCAAAUCGUUUGACUGGUCAAAUUCCAGGUGAUCUUUCUCAUCUUUCUCAUUUGAAGGAGCUCGACUUGAGGCAGAACAAUUUAUCCGGUGAAAUUCCGGAAGAAAUCUCCAAAUGCUCUUCUCUGACUUCUCUAUUAUUAAACGAAAAUAAGCUAACGGGCUCCAUACCAGAUUCACUGUCUAACCUGUCAAACCUAAAUGCGCUGAGCCUCUCAAUGAACCACUUGACAGGGAUUAUUCCUGCAAACCUUACACAUAUCUCUGGUUUAAAAUACUUCAAUGUAUCAAGAAAUAACCUCGAAGGUGAGAUUCCAGAGAUGUUGGGUUCACGAUUCAAUGAUCCUUCUGCUUUUGCAAUGAAUAGAAAUUUAUGCGGGAAGCCAUUGGAUAAAAAAUGUGAGAGCAUCUCCAAGGCUAAAAACAAGAGGAGGAAGAGGCUCAUUCUGCUGGUUGCUGUAGCUGCCGGUGGAGCUUGUUUUUCGACGUUAUGUUGUUGCUGCUAUAUUUUCAGUCUUUUGUGGUGGCGCAAGCGGCUCCGAGAUGCGGCGGGAGAUGGGGAGAAGAAACAUAGCUCGACAUCUGUAAGCUCAGGAGAUGGUAGUCGUGGCAGCGGGGAGAACGGAGGGCCAAAGCUUGUCAUGUUCAACAAUAAGAUCAGUUACGCAGAAACAUUAGAAGCAACGAGACAGUUUGACGAGGAGAAUGUGCUAAGCAGGGGUCGUUACGGGCUGGUGUUCAAGGCCUGUUACCAAGAUGGAACAGUGCUUUCAAUCCGCCGUCUCCCUGAUGGAUCAGUUGACGAGGGAACUUUCAGAAAAGAAGCAGAAUCGAUUGGGAAGGUGAAGCAUAGAAACCUAACUGUUCUGCGAGGGUACUAUGCAGCACCCCCUGAUAUUCGGCUCCUUGUCUAUGAUUACAUGCCCAAUGGCAACCUUGCCACACUUCUCCAAGAGGCAUCCCACCAGGAUGGCAAUGUGCUCAAUUGGCCAAUGCGCCAUCUGAUUGCCCUUGGGGUUGCCCGAGGCCUAGCGUUCCUGCACACAGCCAACAUGGUUCAUGGUGAUGUUAAGCCACAAAAUGUGCUCUUCGACGCAGACUUUGAAGCCCAUCUCUCAGAUUUUGGACUCGAUCGUCUAGCAAUUACUACACCAGCAGAAGCAUCAACGUCGUCCACUUCUGUUGGGUCACUGGGGUAUGUAUCGCCAGAGGCGGUUUUGACUGGGCAAGUGACUAAGGAAGCUGAUGUAUACAGUUUUGGGAUUGUUUUGUUAGAGUUAUUAACAGGAAGGAGGCCGGUGAUGUUCACACAGGAUGAGGACAUAGUGAAGUGGGUGAAGAGGCAGUUGCAGAGAGGUCAAAUAUCUGAGUUGCUUGAGCCAGGGCUCCUUGAGCUUGAUCCAGAGUCAUCUGAAUGGGAAGAAUUUCUGCUAGGGGUGAAGGUGGGACUAUUGUGCACAGCACCAGACCCCCUCGACCGGCCUUCCAUGGCUGACAUUGUCUUCAUGCUUGAAGGUUGUCGGGUUGGGCCUGACAUCCCCUCCUCUGCUGAUCCCACCUCUCAACCAUCUCCAGCAUGAAACAAAAUGUAGUAGUGAGUCUAGUGACAUUGAGACCAAGGGAAGAGAUGCAUUGCAACUUUCUGACAGAGGGCAUAUUAUAGCUAUAUCUGAACGUCGAGGAGCAUGAGGUCCUGUCCUCUUAGUUUCUUCAGAUUUUUCAACUCUACCAUCACCAAGAUACUGUGUGCUGCCCUGGCAACUGCAAACUAAAUGAGGAUGCUGACAUAUAGUUUUGAUUGUUGAAGACAAAAGUUGUCUUGGUUGGGAAGGAGCUCAUCCACAAUCUCUACUUUAAGAUGUGGUUUCAUCUUUGUAUUUCAGCUUCCAUUCUUUUUUAAUUGUAGUUAACAUUUCUUUCUCAUUGAUGAAUUUAUCAGUCUCUAUAUUUAAUUCAUCAAGUUUCUGUGUAUCUCAAACUAAUCUAUUUUGUUUUAAUCCUGUUUAAAUUUGAUUUAUUAAACUAUUGUAUUGUGAA
Nelumbo nucifera (sacred lotus) is the source of this 4153-nucleotide messenger RNA. RefSeq lists its product as uncharacterized. Gene Ontology annotation, molecular function: protein kinase activity; protein binding; ATP binding. The record is from RefSeq and is a predicted model, not a curated record. NCBI's taxonomy places the organism in Eukaryota, Viridiplantae, Streptophyta, Magnoliopsida, Proteales, Nelumbonaceae. Gene Ontology annotation, biological process: protein phosphorylation.